Cinclus cinclus is the source of this 647-nucleotide messenger RNA. It is a transcript of the gene DNAJC9, whose product is annotated as DnaJ heat shock protein family (Hsp40) member C9. Gene Ontology annotation, cellular component: cytoplasm; nucleus. The record is from RefSeq and is a predicted model, not a curated record. The coding region runs from base 57 to 647 and encodes 196 amino acids. Gene Ontology annotation, molecular function: heat shock protein binding. The transcript is spliced from 3 exons. Lineage: Eukaryota; Metazoa; Chordata; Aves; Passeriformes; Cinclidae.
GCCCGGGAGGGGAGCGGGCGGGAAGGGUGUUUCGGCGUCGCUGCCGGCGCGGUGCGAUGUCGCUGCCGCAGCAGUGCGAGGCCGCGUUCGGCACCGCGGACCUGUACGGCGUGCUGGGCGUGCGGCCCAGCGCGUCCGCGCAGGAGAUCCGCCGCGGCUACCACCGCGCCUCGCUGCGCCUGCACCCCGACCGCGUCCCGGCCGAGCAGAAGGAGGAGGCCACGCGCCGCUUCCAGAUCCUGGGUAAGGUGUACGCCGUGCUGAGCGACGAGAAGCAGCGCGAAGUGUACGAUGAGACGGGCAUGGUGGACGAGGACGCCGAGGCGCUGCAGGACGGGCGGGACUGGCUGGAGUACUGGCAGCUGCUCUUCAAGGUCACUGUGAAAGACAUCGAAGACUUCCAGAAGAGCUACAAAGACUCGGAGGAAGAGCUGGCUGAUGUGAAGGCAGCGUACAUGAAUUUCAAGGGUGACAUGGAUCGGAUCAUGGAGUCCGUGAUGUGUGCAGACUACACGGAUGAGCCCAGGAUACGGGAAAUGAUCGAACAAGCCAUCGACUCCGGGGAGCUCCCAUCCUACAAGGCUUUUGUUAGGGAGUCGAAGAAGAAGAUGAUGGCCAGAAGAAAGAGGGUAGGUUGCAGCAGUUGA